AUGGGGCUAGUGACACUAAAUGAGGAGUGCUCAGCCAUUCUUCAAAAUAAUCUGCCAGUAAAGAGGUGUGAUCCAAGGAGUUUUAUUGUUUCCUAUAUUAUUGGUGAUUUGCAAUUUAGUAAUGCUUUAGCUGACUUAGGAGCUAGCAUCAAUUUAAUAGCUAGUAGUUUGUUUAAAAACUUAGGUUUGAGUGAGCCGAAACCUAAUAAGAUGAGUGUACAAUUAGCGGAUAGGACUGUGAGAUUUCCUAAAGAGAUAGUUGAGGAUGUACUUAUUAAGAUAGACAAGUUUAUAUUUCUUGUUGAUUUUGUUGUUAUGGAUAUGGAGGGUGAUAGUAGCAUACCUUUAAUCCUAGGUAGAUCUUUCCUUGCAACAUCUAAGGCUGUUAUAGAUGUAUGUGAUGGGAAGUUACAGCUUAGAGUAGGUGAUGAGACUGUUACCUUUAACCUUAGUGCUUCUAAAAGUUGA
Ricinus communis (castor bean) is the source of this 468-nucleotide messenger RNA. RefSeq lists its product as uncharacterized. The transcript has a single exon. The record is from RefSeq and is a predicted model, not a curated record. NCBI's taxonomy places the organism in Eukaryota, Viridiplantae, Streptophyta, Magnoliopsida, Malpighiales, Euphorbiaceae. The coding region runs from base 1 to 468 and encodes 155 amino acids.